GCAAAACCAAGCUAGCAAGUGAGAAUGUUGUGUUCUUCAUUAUCUUCUCUCCGAAAUCCUUACUUCAAACACCUUAUAUUCUCCUCUUAUCUCCGCCCUCUAAUUCUUCCAUGUUUCUUUUCUCCACCUACCAAAAUCAACAGAAUCAGAGAGAAUGGUAUGAUUUCAUCUCAAGUUCUCACGGAGAGAUGGAUUUCAACGUCAUCUUCAAAUUUAUCUUCUUCCUCUUUAGAUAACUGGCCUCACAGUGAUUUCUCAUCCGCGUCUUACUUAUCUGUCCGUCUCCGCUGCCCAAAAGACAUUGCAGAUACGCUUUCAGAAGCUCUUCUGUGCUUUGGAGCAUGUUCAGCUAGCAUGGAUGAACCUGAGAAUUCUGAGGUUACUAAUGAGAUUUUCGUUAAUUCUAUAUUUACAGAACCUCAAAAUAUUGAUAGAUGUAUUUUACAUGCUGCUGAUUCCAUUGGAUUGAAAGAGAUCCCAUCUUAUGAAGUUAUAGUGGAUGAUGAGCAAUCUGACUGGGUUAAGAAAUCACAGGAAUCAUUUCAACCAGUGGAAGUUACUGAAGGUCUCUGGAUUGUGCCUGAGUGGAUAACGCCUCCGGAUUCACAAGCAAUAAAUAUAAUUCUAAAUCCUGGACUGGCAUUUGGAACUGGGGAUCAUCCUACAACUAACUUGUGCUUAUUGUUGCUGCACGGCUUGAUAAAAGGAGGAGAGUCUUUCUUUGAUUAUGGUACUGGUUCUGGAAUUCUUGCUAUUGCAGCGGUGAAGCUAGGCGCUGCUUUAGCUGUAGGAAUUGAUAUUGAUCCUGAAGCGAUUACAAGUGCAACCCAAAAUGCUGUGCUAAACCACAUUGAACCUGAAAAGCUGAAAUUUUCUUUGGUAACUAGUAGAAACACAACGAAUACUCUCACAGCUGGGACAACAUGUGGGGAUGCAGAACUUAAGAAUGCUGUUGCCGAAACAGAAAAGUAUGACAUUGUCAUUGCAAACAUACUUUUAAAUCCUCUCUUAGAGUUGGCAGACAAUAUUGCUUCCUAUGCUAAGCCGGGUGGUGUUAUUGUUGUCUCGGGUAUCAUUCUUGCCAGCUCCCACAAAUUGAAGUUUGUUAUUCUCAGUACUUCAGAGAUAUAUCAGUAUCAAAUAUGGAUGGUUGGGCAUGUGUUAGUGGCAGAAAGAGAACGAAUCCUAUAUCCAACUGAAAAGUGCGAAAACAAAUUUAUUUGGUGGAACAUGAAGCACGAGCAAUUUUUUUAUGACAGCAGCCAAGAACCACUACUACUAUGCCGAUGGCAAAGAACUGAUGAGGGAACAUCUCAUCUACAAAACAUUGGUACCUUUGUUUUACAAUUGUGAAUUGUCCUACAGCUCUACUUAGUUGCUAAAGAAUUGUGCAUGUUUCUGAGAUGGACAUUCCUGCUCAAGUGAUCGUUAAGACUGAAUUUGGCAUUCCAAGUGUUCAAGGGUACAUUUUUGGCCCGUGUAGUUCAAUUUUCACAUUUUCGCCAAGCAAGAAACCUAUCCUUUCCUUGCUCAAUCAGAGCAGAUCAGACUACCUGUCUGUCAAUUUAUAUCUAUUGGUAUUUUGUGGUA
Messenger RNA from Papaver somniferum (opium poppy), 1590 nucleotides. Its product is annotated as ribosomal protein L11 methyltransferase-like. Gene Ontology annotation, molecular function: protein-lysine N-methyltransferase activity. The transcript has 7 exons. Bases 25 to 1353 code for a protein of 442 amino acids. The record is from RefSeq and is a predicted model, not a curated record. NCBI's taxonomy places the organism in Eukaryota, Viridiplantae, Streptophyta, Magnoliopsida, Ranunculales, Papaveraceae. Gene Ontology annotation, biological process: peptidyl-lysine trimethylation. Gene Ontology annotation, cellular component: mitochondrion.